AUGAGUGCUCCCCUCAAGUAUCUGUACCUCGACCAUCUGUACCUCAACUUCGACAUCCUGAAAAAGUACCAACGCAACCUUCUCGCGCACCGGAGGCAUCUCACCGAGAACCUCGCGUGCAUGGCCCGCAGUAGCAGCCCCACCCUAGCGGCGACCAAGGAGUCCCUAGCGGUGAAGCUGGAGAAGUUGGAGGCCCAGAUUAACCAUGCGGAGGAGAAAUCCGUGAAACUGGAGAAGCAGAUCUCGGAGGCGCUGGACGCGUAUGAGAAGAGUCGGGAUAUAAGCCGUCCUCAGCCGACGAAAUCUGUACCGUAG
Messenger RNA from Morchella importuna, 315 nucleotides. RefSeq lists its product as uncharacterized. NCBI's taxonomy places the organism in Eukaryota, Fungi, Ascomycota, Pezizomycetes, Pezizales, Morchellaceae. The transcript has a single exon. The coding region runs from base 1 to 315 and encodes 104 amino acids. The record is from RefSeq and is a predicted model, not a curated record.